Molecule: messenger RNA, 447 nt
Organism: Penicillium verhagenii
Lineage: Eukaryota; Fungi; Ascomycota; Eurotiomycetes; Eurotiales; Aspergillaceae
Product: DUF4334 domain-containing protein
Exons: 3
Coding region: 1-447 (148 amino acids)
Source: RefSeq, a predicted model, not a curated record
AUGGCACUUACCCCCGAAGAACAAUACGUCCAGCUCGUCGGUCGCAAGAACAUCACCGAGGAGGAAUACCUUUCCGUCUUUGACCAGCUCAAGCCUGUCGAACCAGAGAAUUUCAUGGGAAGUUGGAAGGGCGCCAAUGUCAACUCCAACCAUCCGACCGAGCAGAAACUCUCAGCGAUGAGAUGGGCCGGAAAGGAUUUCAGAUCUACCGAGGACGUUGACCCGAUUAUGGUUACCAACGAUGAGGGCGCACGCGUUUGGAAUGAAUCAUGGGGCCAUGCACGCCUUCGCCAGAUCGAGUGGCGUGGUACUCUGUCCACGGCUAUGGUUUAUGAUGACUUCCCUAUUAUCGACUACUUCCGAUAUGUCAAUGAUGAUUUGUUGGCAGGUGCGAUGGAUGCGAAGACUGUGAAGGAGGGUACAUACUUUUUCUACUUGCACAAAUAG